Molecule: messenger RNA, 4053 nt
Organism: Zea mays
Lineage: Eukaryota; Viridiplantae; Streptophyta; Magnoliopsida; Poales; Poaceae
Product: subtilisin-like protease SBT6.1
Exons: 10
Coding region: 155-3277 (1040 amino acids)
Biological process (GO): proteolysis
Cellular component (GO): Golgi apparatus
Molecular function (GO): serine-type endopeptidase activity
Source: RefSeq, a predicted model, not a curated record
GUGGCAAAAACGAAAAACGUCUCCGGAGUCCGGAGUAGUUGCCGAUUCUGCCUCUCCUGUCUCCUCCCCUGCCCGCGGUCCCGCACCCACGCGUUGCCGGCGACCAGCCGCCCAUUUCCGGCGGCUAUCCAUCUAGCCGCCGCCGCUUCCCGUGAUGGAGAAGCGGCUAGCGUACGCGGCCUUGCUCCCACUGCUCCUCCUCACGCUCCGCAUCCUCCCCCUGCCCUCCGGCUCCCCCAACUGCAGCGGCGGCGAGGGGGAAACCCCGCCCGCGUCCAGGCACGUGGUGCGGUUCCUGGAGUACCGCCGCGCGGAGGAGCACCGGGAGUACCUGGACGCGGGGCUCCGUGACGGCGCCCCCGCGGCGGCGUGGCGCUGGGUGGAGCGGCGGAACCCCGCGGCCGCGUUCCCUACCGACUUCGCGGUGCUCGAGAUCCGCGACGCGCACCGCGAGGCCGUCGUGGCGGCGGUGCGGGCGCUCGGCCGCGUGCGGGACGUGCACGCCGACGCCACCUACUCGCGCUCCGCCCUUUCGGCGGCGCCGGAUCGGUCGCGUCCUCCCCGGCGGGGGAAGCUGUUCACCGCCAUGUCGUUCGAGGGCGAGGAGGAGGGUGGCGGAGAGACCGGCAAUUCGUCUUCUGCUGCCUGGGGGCGGAAGCUUCUUCUGCAGAGAUCACAAGUUACAUCCCUUUUUGGAGCUGAACGGUUAUGGGGAAGAGGCUUCACUGGCAAGAAAGUCAAAAUGGCCAUUUUUGACACUGGUAUUCGGGCCGAUCAUCCACAUUUUCGCAAUAUUAAGGAGCGCACAAAUUGGACAAAUGAAGACACACUAAACGACAACCUUGGGCAUGGAACAUUUGUAGCAGGAGUUAUUGCUGGCCAAGAUGCAGAAUGCCCUGGAUUUGCACCUGAUACUGAGAUAUAUGCUUUUCGAGUCUUCACAGAUGCUCAGAUAUCUUACACAUCAUGGUUCUUGGAUGCAUUUAACUACGCGAUAGCUACCGGUAUGGAUGUUUUAAACUUGAGCAUCGGUGGACCUGAUUACCUGGAUCUCCCCUUUGUGGAAAAGGUCUGGGAGCUCACAGCAAACAACAUUAUUAUGGUAUCAGCUAUUGGAAAUGAUGGGCCUCUAUAUGGCACAUUAAACAACCCAGCUGAUCAAAGCGAUGUUAUUGGUGUUGGUGGUAUUGAUUACAAUAACCAUAUAGCUUCAUUUUCCUCUAGAGGCAUGACUACGUGGGAGCUUCCUCAUGGUUAUGGUCGUGUGAAACCUGAUGUUGUUGCAUACAGUCGAGAUAUAAUUGGAUCAAAGAUCAGCACAGGCUGUAAGACCCUUUCAGGCACCAGUGUAGCAAGCCCGGUGGUUGCUGGUGUAGUAUGUUUGCUUGUUAGUGUUAUACCUGAAGACAAGCGGAAAUUGAUCCUCAACCCUGCUGCUAUGAAACAGGCCCUUGUGGAGGGUGCUUCUAAACUUUCAGGACCAAACAUGUAUGAACAAGGUGCUGGCAGGCUUGAUCUCUGGCAGUCAUAUGAAAUCUUAAAAAAUUACCAACCACGUGCAAGCAUAUUUCCUACUAUGCUUGACUUCACCGACUGUCCAUAUUUCUGGCCUUUUUGUCGUCAACCUAUGUAUGCUGGAGCUAUGCCAGUAAUCUUCAAUGCUACAAUCCUGAACGGGAUGGGGGUGAUUGGUUAUGUAAAGGAUCAACCUUUAUGGCAACCUUCUGAGGAUAUUGGCAAUCUUCUUAGUGUUCACUUCACCUACUCAGAUGUCAUCUGGCCCUGGACGGGAUACCUUGCUCUACAUUUGCAAGUUAAAGAUGAGGGUUCUCAGUUUUCAGGCAUAAUUAGUGGCAAUGUUACUCUGACUAUUUAUACCCCAGCAGCUCAUGGAGAAAGCAGCCCACGGAGUAGUACAUGUAUUCUUCACAUGAAGGUCAAGGUUGUUCCAACACCUGUUAGGUCAAAAAGGAUACUGUGGGACCAAUAUCAUAAUAUUAAGUAUCCUUCAGGAUAUGUUCCAAGGGAUUCCCUUAAUGUUCAUAAUGAUAUCCUUGACUGGCAUGGUGACCACUUGCACACAAACUUCCACAUUCUGUUCAACAUGCUAAGAGAUGCAGAGUACUAUAUUGAGACACUUGGAUCACCACUUACUUGCUUUGAUGCUAGCAAUUAUGGGACAUUGCUUAUGGUUGAUCUUGAGGACGAAUACUUUGAUGAAGAGAUUCAGAAACUUAGGGAUGAUGUUAUACACAAGGGACUUGGUAUUGCUGUUUUUGCUGAGUGGUACCAUGUUGAUACAAUGGUUAAGAUGACAUUCUUUGAUGAGAACACCCGGAGUUGGUGGACUCCAAUUACUGGGGGUGCAAAUAUUCCUGCAAUUAAUGAACUUCUGGCACCAUUUGGCAUUGCUUUGGGGGACAAAAUUCUUACUGGUGACUUCUCAAUCAAUGGUGAGCAGACCCACUAUGCUUCUGGAACUGAUAUAGUGCAAUUUCCUGCGGGAGGUUUCUUGCAUAGCUUCCAGCUCCAAGAAAACUCAAAGACGGUGCAAGAUCACAUAGGAACACUGGAUACAGAAAGCACCCAGGGGAAAGGCAAGCUCUCCUCAAUUCUUGGAGUAAUAGAAGCAGGGGAAGGGAGGAUUGCAGUGUAUGGUGAUUCAAAUUGUCUUGACAGUAGUCACAUGGUAACAAACUGCUAUUGGCUUUUGAGAAAAAUAUUGGAGUUCACUGGAAACAGAGUGAAAGAUAAUGUCCUUUUCUCAGAGGCAGCACAGUUAAAGUUUCCUGUUUUUGAGAAUAUCCAUCAUCCAUCACGUAGAACGGAUGUAAACUUUUCAACAUACUCAACAGUUGUUGGCAAGGAAUUAAUCUGCCACCAAGAUUCCCGGUUUGAGGUUUGGGGAACGAAAGGCUAUGGUGUCCAACCAAUAGGCACAUCAAGAAAGCUUCCAGAGUACCAGAUGCAUGAAAGUUCUAGUUCUCCCAAUGUAACAAUACAAAUUGCUGGCAGUAGACAAGAUAAAGUUGAAAGGCUUCAAAGAAAUCUUUCGAUACCAAAUGCUGCUAAAUUUGAUGAUAAAAGAGAUUAUUUUGGAUUUAUUGGUCAUGAGGAGGUUGACAUAGGAAUGUUAAUGGCAAGCCAAUGGAUGAUACCUUGCUUCGCUGCCACUGCUUGCCUUAUGUUGUAUCUUAGUUGUAGAGUGCAACAAAAACGCCGCAGACGAAGGAAGGGGUCGGUGGCUAGUGCUAAUCGGCUAACAAGUAUGGUAUAAUUCGUCAUUCGCGCGGUGGUGCUGAAAAGGUUUUUUUAGCGUAUCUAAGUUUCAGGCCUCCAGCCAUGAUGGAUAACCAGGAAGCGCCAUCUGCGCAGCAUGACAGAAUUUUAGUAGCCAGAAAUCCCUGGUAGUGAAGACACAUUUUAACUCGGCAACUAGAGGCUGAACUUGAGAGAAAGCUGGCUCGUCACUUCUGUGGUCACAUGGAAAGCAGCUUGUCUUCCCAGAUUCAGCCAUUCGUGGCAUCUACUGCUGUUGCUUGUAGUCGCUCACAAUUUUGUUCUUCGCCACACGUAGUUGUAGCCACAAAAAUCGCUGCUAAGGGCUAGUUUGAUGACCAGAGAUCACGAGAGGAUCCAUAAAUAGCAAUGGGAUUCCUCUGACAUGGAUCUCCUCGUCAUCCCUGGCCACCAAAUUAGCCCUUAGAUCAUGGAGAUCGGAAGGGAUUGAGAGCAAAAUUAGUUCAUUUCUCAUCAAUCUCUUCCAAUCUCUCCCAAUCUUCCGUGAUCCCCUUUGUCACUAAAUCAACCCUAAGAGCCAAUAUCUAGGGUAGAAGCUAGAGCUAGUCAUUUGUCAUCUCCUUGGAAUAUGUGAAGGAGAUUUGAGCUUCUCUGUAGAUCCAUGAGCAAUAAGGGGCAGGGGGACUCGGCAUGAGCUUGGCAGGUACAAAGGAGGCUUAGGCUUAUUGGGAACUUUGUAAAGUAAAUUUUGUAUUGUUAAUUUAAAAAAAAGAACCAGGCCUGUUUGAAACAAUGGCACCUCUGGCUUCUGGA